This is a messenger RNA of Paecilomyces variotii, 1767 nucleotides long. RefSeq lists its product as hypothetical. The transcript is spliced from 3 exons. Lineage: Eukaryota; Fungi; Ascomycota; Eurotiomycetes; Eurotiales; Thermoascaceae. The coding region runs from base 1 to 1767 and encodes 588 amino acids. The record is from RefSeq and is a predicted model, not a curated record.
AUGACACCCAGUUUGAUACUGGGGCUCAUCGCGUCUUUCUUCUCCGUUCCAUUUGUUGUUCUCCAUACGCUUAUAGCGUGGAAUUAUAAGAAAUCUUCUGGAACAGCUAUCCCAAGGACACCAAUCCAUAUAAUCUGUUCACAUCUACCGCGGCUUAUGGUUGUUAUAUGGCUGGCGACUACCGUGACGGGCUUGGUCGUCAUUUCCAAACAGCCAACAUGCGAUGCUAGUCAAUUGACUCGGAGCUUUUGGAGAAGCGGGACUAGCUGUGUGCUCCACCGCGUGGCUGUUAUCGUUGCUAUUCUAGCUCUGAUCACAGCACUGGCUCUUUUGUGCUCAAUUGAGCUUUCUUUGCGCCGCUAUGAUGCAUCUCUUUUGGGGUUGUAUACGCCCCAGAGACCGUCACGAGACGGAAGCAUCUUCUCCGAAUCCAGCUGGGAAAGUGAUACCCUUAAGAGCGAAAUCCUUUUCCUCUGUCGUCAUCCAGAUGGAGCUCCGGGUAAUAGAGAGCUGUAUUGGUCCAACGGGAAGCAGUGUGUCUCUGAAAAACCUGUUCGACCUCCAAGUGUGCGCUACCCGGCUCCAGUCCGGCCAAAGCCGCAGUUGAGACUGAAUACCGACCCGGGCUCUAUUCGACCAGAAAUCGUUCGUGCAUCGUCUACCUCCCCCAGCCAGAGCUCUCAGAACGGCUCCCCCGUCAACCAACCCACAAACGAGGGGGCAGGGAGUACAGAAAAUCGUGCCCCAGCGGUGUCUCGAACUGGGACUAUCAUGACUGCCCAUCCAAACGACUCCGUGGUUACGGUCCCGUCAAUUGCAGAGCUCUCCGGCGUUCCUGAGAUCCCUGCAAUUCCCCCAAGAUACAAGCAGCAGCACGUGCGACAAGAAUCGUCAGUUUCCUCGCAGAAUAAAUUCCUGCCCAAUGUCUGGCAAACGAACUCAACGCCCCUCUCUGAGGAUCCGCUGAUUAAGGCUAUCUCCUCUCCUGACCUCGCCAAACAGGCUUUGAUGGCCUUGUUUAGUGAGAGCGACACUUCAAAAGUGGUCGUCACUGAGCCACUCCCAGUCGCAGCUCCUUCAAACAGCUCGCAGGCCGUUCCAAAAAGCACGAAUCACGACAUGAAAUCUUCUGAAGCAACACCUGCUCCUCCGAGGCCUCGAGCCAUGACUGCUAGCCCUGGAAAUCCGCCACCAGUCCUGCCUCCGCAACCGUUGACAGUCCGAAAGUCUCGCUCCUCCUACAUUGCUCCUAUUCCCCGUUCGAUUCAUCACCCACAUCAUCCGAACUAUGUCCCUCCUCCUCCGAUCCAUUCCAGCCAGCCCCGUCCUCAACCAGCAGAAUCAGAGAGACCUCGCCGCCAGAACACAAGACGUAUUAGCAAAAACUACCAGUUUGAACGCUCUCAGGUGCCUCACCACACGCAAAGCCACCGAUAUCACUAUCAACAGGACCCAAGACGAUAUAAUCCCAAUCUUCACAGCUAUCACCAGUCGCCUCGCGCACCACGCUUCAACCCUUCCCAUGCCCUACCACCAAUCCCGCGCAGCGAUGAUGUCGAGAUCGUCUACCCUAGCACACGACGACCACGGAGCAGCACAUAUGGUGGCAUUGGCAUCACCAAAGACGGUCUCGGAAACAUGAAGGCCGGAGCACGCUCCAGCAUCAACCUCAGCACACCAGGAGCCUUCUCUACUGGAGAAGCGGGCGGCAUUGACAGCAGAACCUACCGCGGUGCUCAGCGCACCAGCAUGCAGGGCGGUUACUAA